Messenger RNA from Chrysochloris asiatica (Cape golden mole), 1136 nucleotides. RefSeq names its product chromosome unknown open reading frame, human C2orf47 (gene MAIP1). Gene Ontology annotation, molecular function: ribosome binding. The coding region runs from base 1 to 876 and encodes 291 amino acids. The transcript is spliced from 5 exons. Lineage: Eukaryota; Metazoa; Chordata; Mammalia; Afrosoricida; Chrysochloridae. Gene Ontology annotation, cellular component: mitochondrial inner membrane. The record is from RefSeq and is a predicted model, not a curated record. Gene Ontology annotation, biological process: inner mitochondrial membrane organization; protein insertion into mitochondrial inner membrane from matrix.
AUGGCGCUGGCCGCUCGCCUGCUGCCGGGCUUGCUGUUCUCCCGGCCGCUGUCGGGCGGAUUUGCCCGACUCCGGACUCUUGGUGCAGCCAAGGUAAGCCCAGAGUUGACCGGACUCUGCAUCUUCUGCCGCCGCCGCCUCGGCUCGAGGGCGACCCCGUUUCUUCGCGGAUCUUGGGCCUCGGCGACCUGGGUGCUACCUGCUCGGGGCCCCGGGUACCGUCCACUCAGCCCUCCGCGAUUCCACGCAGCCCUCACCUCUUUCCCUGCCCAUCCCUGGCGGAGCUACAGCACCCAGGAGCAGCCCCAAUCGCGCAAGAAAACCAAGAUGAUCAUCCUGGGAGUUUCCAACCCCAUCAACUGGAUUCGGACUCGAAUUUACGCCUUCCUUAUCUGGGCCUAUUUCGAUCAAGAGUUUAACAUCGCCGAGUUCGUGGAGGGUGCAAAGCAGGCUUUUGCUCUUGUAUCAAACUUGCUGUCACAGUGCAAAUUUGAUCUUUUGGAAGAACUUGUGGCCAAAGAGGUGCUACAAGUAUUGAAAGACAAGGUUCCUUUACUGCCUGAAAACCAUAAAAAUGCCCUUGCUGCUGACAUAGACGAAAUUGUAUAUUCAUCAACAGGAGACAUCUCCAUUUACUAUGAUGAGAAAGGAAGGAAGUUUGUUAACAUCCUGAUGUGCUUUUGGUAUCUAACCAGUGCCAAAGUCCCCAGUGAAACUUUAACUGGAGCCAGUAUAUUCCAGGUUAAGUUGGGAGAUCAGAGUGUGGAAACCAAACAACUUCUUAAUGCAACCUAUGAAUUUCACAGGGAGUUUACACAAGGAGUAAAGCCUGAUUGGACCAUUUCAAGGAUUGAACACUCAAAAUUAUUAGAAUAAUCUUUCUUGGAAAAAUCAGCUUAUGGACCUUUAGCAAUUGCUGUGAAAACUAAGGAAGAACAUCUUUUGGAUCAUUUGAUCUUCACUUAAGUCUGUUUUUGUAUUAUUUUGAAAUACUCUUUGAAGUAUAUUGGCAUGAUAUGAUAAAGCUUCUCCCCCCCAUUGUGAUCACCUUCUUUAAAAGCACUCUUAAGUAAAAAAGCUGCAACAAUUAUUGGUGUCAUAUUCAGUGUCAUUUUCAAUGCUAGAUGUGUUUAUAU